AUGUCAUAUCAACUUUAUAGAAAUACUACAAUUGGAAAUACAUUGCAAGAAAGCCUUGAUGAACUAAUUCAAUAUGGGCAAAUAACGCCGACAUUAGCAGUAAAAGUGUUACUUCAAUUUGAUAAAUCAAUAAACCAAGCACUUUCGACCAGGGUCAAAUCUAGGCUAACAUUCAAAGCAGGAAAAUUAAAUACUUACAGAUUCUGUGAUAAUGUUUGGACAUUUAUGUUGAACGAUGUAGAGUUCAGGGAAGUCCAAGAAGUUGCCAAAGUAGAUAAAGUGAAAAUUGUAGCUUGUGAUGGAAAAAAUGUUGAUGAUAGAAGGUAA
Molecule: messenger RNA, 327 nt
Organism: Parnassius mnemosyne (clouded apollo)
Lineage: Eukaryota; Metazoa; Arthropoda; Insecta; Lepidoptera; Papilionidae
Source: the annotation of a GenBank genome assembly